AUGUUGCGUCUGAGCACUGCCGUGUGCCUGUGCGUGUGCGUGCGCCUGGCCCAGUCUGCUGCUGCUGCUCGACCACAGCGGACUCACUGCAGCCUCAGACGGCCCGCGGUGCUGCCUAUAGCGCUGGCGCAGCAGGAGGAGGUGGGCUGCUGGACUCGGCUGUCAUCACACUUUGGGACGCGCUGGAGUUGUUUCACACGCACCAAGUUGCAGCUGCAGAGGCGCACUUUUCUCCGGGGCUCUUCUCUCCUUGAGCGCUCACAAUCCGACAUGGAAGAUGGUCCGUCUUCAACAAGCUGUUUCAGAAGGUUAACGGACUGUUUCCUUGGUGCAAGUUUGACGGAUGAGAAAGUGAAGGCCUACCUCUCACUGCACCCUCAGCUCCUGGAUGACUUUGUGUUGGAGAGUGUGAGCGCGGAGACUCUGGAGCGAUGGCUCAAGAGGAAGAGCAGCUGCAAACCCACAGAUGACACAACGUUGAAAGAAGUUAGCAGGCAGUACCAGGACACCAACAUGCAGGGCGUGGUGUACGAGCUCAACAGCUACAUGGAGCAGCGGCUGGACACGGGCGGGGACAACAAACUCCUGCUUUACGAGCUGUGCAACAUCAUCAAAACUGCAACGAAAGCGGAUGGAUUUGCACUUUAUUUCUUGGGAGAAUGCAACAAUAGUUUAUGCUUAUUCACGCCUACGGGGGCCAAAGACGGGCCUCCCACCCUCAUUCCCUACGGCCCCAUCACAUUUGGGACGACCAUAGCCGCUCAUGUCGCCAAGACUCGCAAAACACUGCUGGUCGAGGACAUCACAGGGGACGAGCGUUUCCCUGAAGGCACAGGACAGCACUCAGGGAUCCACUCUGUCCUGUGUCUGCCCAUCCUCACUGCCAUCGGAGACCUGAUCGCCAUCAUGGAGCUGCACCGGCACCGAGGCCGAGAGCCCUUCAACCUCAGCCACCAGGAGGUUGCAACAGCUAACCUAGCCUGGGCCUCGGUUGCUAUUCAUCAAGUACAGGUAUGCAGAGGCCUCGCCAAACAGACGGAGCUCAAUGACUUUCUACUUGAUGUGUCAAAAACAUACUUUGAUAACAUUGUGGCAAUAGAUUCUCUACUUGAACAUAUUAUGAUAUAUGCAAAAAACCUGGUAAACGCGGACAGGUGCGCGCUCUUCCAGGUCGACCACAACAACAAAGAACUGUACUCCGACCUGUUUGACAUCGGGGAGGAGAAGGAAGGAAAACCUGUUUUUAGGAAAACCAAAGAAAUCAGGUUUUCAAUAGAGAAAGGAAUAGCAGGACAAGUCGCACGAACGGGGGAGGUUUUAAAUAUCGCAGAUGCCUAUGCAGAUCCAAGGUUUAACCGGGAGGUGGACUUGAAGACUGGCUACACGACGCGUAACAUCCUGUGCAUGCCAAUCGUGAGCCGCGGCACGGUGAUCGGCGUGGUGCAGAUGGUGAACAAACUGAGCGGAAGUGCCUUCACUAAAACUGACGAGAACAACUUUAAAAUGUUUGCUGUCUUCUGUGCUUUGGCCUUACACUGUGCAAAUAUGUACCACAGAAUUCGUCACUCUGAGUGCAUCUAUCGAGUGACCAUGGAGAAGUUGUCAUAUCACAGCAUCUGCACGUCAGAAGAGGCAAAGACCCUCACACAACUCAACCUCCCAGCUCCCAUUUAUAAAGAAAUAGAAACGUUCCACUUUGAUAUCAGCCCCUUUGAAGAAAUUUGGCCAGCUGUUUUCAUCUACAUGGUUCAUAGUUCUUGUGGCAAAACUAGUUUUGAAUUAGAGAAACUGUGUAGGUUCACUAUGUCCGUCCGGAAGAACUACCGGCGCGUGCCCUACCAUAACUGGAAGCACGCGGUCACGGUGGCUCACUGCAUGUUCGCCAUCCUCCAGAAAACACCAGGGACCUUCACAGAGCUGGAGAAAAAGGGUUUAUUAGUCGCCUGUUUGUGCCAUGACCUGGACCACCGCGGGUAUAGUAACACGUAUCUCCAGAAGUUUGACCACCCGCUGGCCGCUCUCUACUCCACAUCCACCAUGGAGCAGCAUCACUUCUCACAAACGGUCUCCAUUUUGCAGCUGGAAGGGCACAAUAUUUUUUCCAACCUGAAUUCCAGCGAAUACGAAGAAGUGCUGGAGAUCAUCCGAAAGGCCAUCAUCGCCACAGACCUCGCCCUUUACUUCAACAACCACCAGCAGCUGUCCGAGCACCUGUCUGUGGGCACCCUGGACCUCAACAACCACUCCCACAGGGACCGAGUGAUUGGUCUGAUGAUGACAGCAUGUGACCUGUGCUCAGUUACCAAGCAGUGGCAAAUCACACGCCUCAUCGCCAACGACAUCUAUGCAGAGUUCUGGGCCGAGGGAGAUGAGAUGAAGAAGAUUGGGAUCCAGCCGAUACCCAUGAUGGACAGAGACAAGAAGGAUGAGGUUCCCCAGGGCCAGGUGGGAUUUUACAAUGCAGUCGCAAUUCCAUGUUACACAACGUUAGCCGAGCUGUUUCCUCCGUCCAAUGUUCUUCUCAACGCCUGCAAGGAGAACCUGAGCCAAUGGGAGAAGAUAGCGAGCGGGGAGGCGGAGGACAUAGUGAAGGAGCCCAGUCGGUCGUCUGCUGGAGAUUCAGACUUCGUUGAGUCAAGUGACGUCAACAGGAGAGACGCGAACUUUACGCGCGGCGGUAACCAUGGCGACCUGGCACAGAGCAGUUCAUAUCCACUCUCAGACAUGUCCACCAGACCAAAGCCUGGUUCUUUUGGGAGGGACAUCCAUCGGCUUCUCCAGGCGGCAGAAGAGGGUCACAGGGCUGAUGUCUUGACCUACUCCUCAGGGCACCUAGGGCCACGGAGCCUUGUCCUCAACCAGCCUCAUGAAGAAUCAAAGCAGCCAUUUUGGGCCUCUUCCAACAAUCGCAAGGAAUCUCCAAGACCUUUAACUCCUCGGAUCAAGCCUAUAAAGAUUGGGAAGAAUAACAUGAAAGAAUAUUUAGCAGAGGUCACAGCAGAUUUCACGUCACUUACUCUCGAGCAGACUUCGACCUCAGAUCUCACCAACAACUCGCCUUUUGAUGCUGUCCCAGGAGAAAAUGCUAGUUUAAAUAAGUCCUUACCCUGCAUGAGAAAGCCACUGCCUAAAAUACAGCCCAAAAAAGUUCACAAAAAGUUAGAAAACACAUCCAAACUGAAAGAAAAACAGUCUGGGAGUGACACGAGCAGCAAAGAGCAGAUGAUUGUUUGGACAAAUUCUGCAGAAAUACAUGAGAAGAAAUUAGAAAUAGAGCUGCAGAAGCUGUCAUCGCAGCGCUGGCCCAGCAGAGACCGCCUCAGCGUCUUCAGUGACGUCUUUGCGUGUGCUGAAGUGUCUGAUGAAGAGGAGCUAGAGCCGACCUCCACAAAGGCCCAGAAAAACAAACGGACCAAGAGGACAGAUGCGUGUGCUGAAGUGUCUGAUGAAGAGGAGCUAGAGCCGACCUCCACAAAGGCCCAGAAAAACAAACGGACCAAGAGGACAGAUGCGUGUGCUGAAGUGUCUGAUGAAGAGGAGCUAGAGCCGACCUCCACAAAGGCCCAGAAAAACAAACGGACCAAGAGGACAGAUGCGUGUGCUGAAGUGUCUGAUGAAGAGGAGCUAGAGCCGACCUCCACAAAGGCCCAGAAAAACAAACGGACCAAGAGGACAGAUGCGUGUGCUGAAGUGUCUGAUGAAGAGGAGCUAGAGCCGACCUCCACAAAGGCCCAGAAAAACAAACGGACCAAGAGGACAGAUGAAGCUUCUAGAAACCCAAAGAAACCCUGGAGUGAGGAGGAGAGCCGUGGAGAAGAGGAUGGAGAACUCCGCAGCGCCAUCAAGUGUCUAGAAAGUGUUUUUUCUUCCUCCUAA
Messenger RNA from Knipowitschia caucasica, 3876 nucleotides. Lineage: Eukaryota; Metazoa; Chordata; Actinopteri; Gobiiformes; Gobiidae. The record is from the annotation of a GenBank genome assembly.